AUGGGCAAGGACAAGGUCGAGAAGAAGGACCGCGCUGAGAAGAAGGAGAAGCGUGCGGAGAAGGACGGUGUGCACAAGGUCAAGAAGGAGAAGAAAGAGAAGAAGGAUAAGACUGCUCUUGUCGAUGCGGUAGAGAAGGAAAUUGUCUCUGAGGCCAUGGAGGGCGUCGAGGAGACCGCUGUCGCUGUCAAGGGCGAGGGUGAGGUCGAUGCCGCUGUCGACCGCCCCGUCGGCGCUCUUGUGCCGUUCGCCAACCCAUUGGUUGAGGACAAGCAGGCCAAGAAGGUCCUGAAGAGCGUCAAGAAGGCUGCCGUCAACAAGUCUCUCAAGCGUGGUGUCAAGGAGGUCGUCAAGGCUCUCCGCAAGUCUCCCAUCCCCGCCGCCAACGCUGCCAUCGGUGUCCCCAGCGGUGUUGUCGUUCUCGCUGCCGAUAUCUCCCCCAUGGAUGUUAUCUCCCACAUUCCCGUCCUCUGCGAAGAUCACGGCAUUCCCUACGUCUUUGUCACCUCCCGCGCUGAGCUCGGUGCUUCUGCUGCUACCAAGCGCCCUACCAGUGUGGUCAUGGUUACCCCCAAGGCCGCCAAGGGCAAGAAGGAGGAUGAUGAGGAGUUCACCAAGGUGUUCGAGGAGCUUGCUGGCUUGACCCAGAAGGAGCUCAAGAAGCUGACAGUCUAA
This is a messenger RNA of Penicillium hordei, 675 nucleotides long. RefSeq lists its product as uncharacterized. Bases 1 to 675 code for a protein of 224 amino acids. The transcript has 2 exons. Lineage: Eukaryota; Fungi; Ascomycota; Eurotiomycetes; Eurotiales; Aspergillaceae. Gene Ontology annotation, molecular function: box H/ACA snoRNA binding. Gene Ontology annotation, biological process: snRNA pseudouridine synthesis; ribosome biogenesis; rRNA pseudouridine synthesis. Gene Ontology annotation, cellular component: box H/ACA snoRNP complex. The record is from RefSeq and is a predicted model, not a curated record.